AUGGCCGAUCCAUCCUCGUCAUCUCCGCCCUCCGCACUUCCUCCCCGCAAUGCGCCAGCCCCAUCCAGUUCGUUCCGGCGCCGGGCCCUCCCCACUCGCGCUGCGACCUUUGUAGAAGGGUCCUCGACGCACUGGCCGCAACGCCGCAACUCAACUCUGUCAGAUUCGAUCUCGGAGGCGCGCCAUUCUAUUCGAUCGUCUACCGAUGACUUGUUCCUCCCCCGGGUUGGCAAGGAUAGAGAUGACUCCAUCGCCACGGAGGAGUCGCAUUGGCAGUCCGCGCCACUGGUACUGGCUCUCCUACCUGCGAUCGCGGGAAUUUUCUUUCGUGAUGGUAGCUUGUUUAUGACGGAUGUGACUUUGUUGGUACUGGCUGCGAUUUUCCUCAAUUGGUCGGUCCGAUUACCAUGGGACUGGUAUCGCUCAGCACAAGCUAUCCAGCGAGAGCACGAUGGUUUCAAUCCUGUUGCGGAAGAGCUCGCCGAGGCCAACGAGGAUGAAGAGGCUGUAGACUCGCACGGUGCCAGCCAACAACACCAAAAGCACCUGCGGGAAGCCGCCGAAGCCAAAGCCAUCAGAGAGCUCCAAAUACACGAGCUCGUCGCACUCGCUUCAUGCUUCAUCUUCCCGGUGAUCGGGACAUGGCUCCUGCACUCCAUCCGAUCCAGCUUAUCCCGGCCCUCAGAGGGUCUAGUUUCAAACUACAACCUCACCAUCUUCCUCCUCGCAUCCGAGGUGCGCCCUUUCGCCCACCUCCUCAAGCUCGGGCAAGCACGCACCCUCUACCUCCAACGCAUCGUAGCCUCCUCAACUUCCGACGAGGAAAUCAGUCCGGAAAAGGUCCAGGAUCUCAGCAGGCGCCUAGACGAACUAGAGGCGCACGUCGCCGAAGCCGCUGCCGCCCGUCUCGCUUCGUCGACCUCCAAAAACGGUCAAUCUUCCCCAUCUGAGGAUGCAGACGAUGCCCUAGACCUGAUUUCACAGGCUGUUGUUGAAUCCCGCCGAGUCCUCAGCCCGGACAUCGAAGCACUCAACCGCGCAGUCCGCCGAUACGAGAAGCGCACGGCACUUACAACAAUGCAAACAGACACCCGCUUCCAACAAGUCGAAGCUCAAGCCCGCGACGCAAUUGCCCUCGCUGCGGCCGCGCAGCGGUCUACUCUAAACCGUCGUCAGAGUUACGCCUUCAUUCUCAUAGACUGGGCCUGCGGAUGUAUCGUCGUUCCCGCGCAGCUCGCCCUGUCCGUCCUCAAUCUUCCGGGUCGCGUCGCAAGUCACUGCAUACUCGCUGCGCAACAGAUGUUCGGCCGUCGACGUCCCAGCCCACAGCCACGACCGAAGGGUGCUAAGGAUAAAUCAAGGGGUGCGGCUGGGUCAAAAAUCGGGCCACCAUCUACAACGACGAAACUGCCAGCGAAAUCACCGGCCAUUUCGCCCCUAGGAGGAUAUCAGCAGCAGCAGUCUUUUGAGUCUGUAUGGAGUGCAGCGCGCUAG
Messenger RNA from Penicillium canariense, 1494 nucleotides. RefSeq lists its product as uncharacterized. Lineage: Eukaryota; Fungi; Ascomycota; Eurotiomycetes; Eurotiales; Aspergillaceae. Bases 1 to 1494 code for a protein of 497 amino acids. The transcript has 2 exons. The record is from RefSeq and is a predicted model, not a curated record.